CGGGCAUCUCGGGUCACAGAAUCAUAACAAAGUGAAGGUGUGAGAGUGCACUAUAAAGAGUUGGUAUGUUUCGAAGAGUGGUUGGUAAAACCUUGGGUUUCCUAGGAUACGCCAUUCAGUAUGGUUGUAUCGCACACUGCACCUUUGAGUAUGUUGGAGAAAUAGUUAUAUGCUCUGGACCUUCUAUGGAGCCCACAAUAAAGAAUUACGAUGUUGUGUUAUGUGAAAAUUUAAGUCGACACUUUUUCACAAUUAAUAGGGGGGAUAUUGUGAUUGCAAAAAGUCCAAACAAACCAAGUGUCAACAUCUGUAAGAGGGUAAUUGGAUUAGAGGGCGACAAAAUAUGCACCAGCAAUCCGCUAGGCUUCAUCAAGAGACAUACUUAUGUUCCCAAAGGACAUGUUUGGUUAGAGGGAGACAAUCUACAAAACUCCACUGAUUCCAGGAGCUACGGACCAGUUCCAUAUGCACUUAUAAGGGGCCGGAUUUGUCUCAGGGGUUCAAAUUAACUUUUCACACUGGCGAACCAUCUGUAUCCAAUGAAUGGAAUCUUAAUCUGAAGACAAAGUCGCUUUGUGGGAGCAUCAAUUAAAUCAGCAGGGCACAUCAUAUAAGGCAUUACCGUACUCCAAAAUUUCAAUUCACGAAUAAAACCCUUUUGUGUUUUGAUUUAGGAAGGUUUUUUUUUUUUUGUUACUGUGUAAUUGAGCUAUUAAAAAAGGUAAAACCA
Molecule: messenger RNA, 730 nt
Organism: Bombina bombina (fire-bellied toad)
Lineage: Eukaryota; Metazoa; Chordata; Amphibia; Anura; Bombinatoridae
Gene: IMMP1L
Product: inner mitochondrial membrane peptidase subunit 1
Exons: 6
Coding region: 66-509 (147 amino acids)
Cellular component (GO): mitochondrial inner membrane peptidase complex; membrane
Molecular function (GO): serine-type endopeptidase activity
Source: RefSeq, a predicted model, not a curated record